AUGUGUUGUGCAGAGCAGGAAGUGCGCAAUAUGUUCCGACAGCACGACAAGGACAUGAGCGGUUUCAUUAGCAAAGACGACGUUAUGUGCAUGCUUCUGAACGCCACGAAGGAUGAGAAAAGGGAUCCGGCAUUUAGAACAAAUCUGAGAUUUUUGAUAAAUACAAUCAAAGCGGCAGAUAAGGAUGGCGAUGAUAAGAUCACUUUUGAAGAGUUCAAGGACUACAUCCACAACGUAACUGCCAGCCCGCAUUAA
Molecule: messenger RNA, 255 nt
Organism: Gongylonema pulchrum
Lineage: Eukaryota; Metazoa; Nematoda; Chromadorea; Rhabditida; Gongylonematidae
Source: the annotation of a GenBank genome assembly